AUGAGAAUUCUUCUGUCAGUGAAAUUCUUUCUUUGGUUGCACCUUGCUCAAAACCUAAAUGGUGAAGCAAUUUCUCCAAGCAAGGCAAUAACCCAUGGUGGACAGAAAGAUGCCCAAAAUGAUGUUUAUACCUCUCGAUAUGCGUACUUGUUGGAACUACAGAGUUCAAUGGACAUGUUGGAACAACGGCUGGGGCAAGAAAUCUCGACAGUAGAGGAGGAAAACAAGAAUGAAGAAUGGGUCAACAAGAAACAGAGCGAAGUUAAUCUUACAGGAAAGGCCAAGGGGUUCUCAAACCGUAACUAUGCUGGCGUGAUACUUUCCUGUGAAGAGGACACAUCAGGUUUAUGUGCAAGCCGUCAACAUCCUGGUGUCUUCUACUACAUUCGAGGUGGGAAAAAAGAUGAAAAAGGUGAAAACAUUAUCUACGCAUACGACACCAAUAAACGGUCAAUUAUCGUCGAGAUCAGUUUGGAUGCUGUCAACAUUGACUGGGAAGAUAUCGCAUGUGGUCCUUGUGAUUCGGAUGGAUUUGGACAUUGUAUUUAUGUAUCUGAUACUGGACAUACAGGAGAAGGUCCUGUUAAUCUGAUCUACAAGGUGCAGGAACCAGAUGAGUUGCCAGAGGGACAGGACCUAUAUCUAGGGGAGGAUGAAAUAGACGUCAUUAGCUUUGAAUCCACCUUGAAAAAUAGUAAGACACUCAUGGUUUCACCAAGAGGAAGAAUCUUUCUCAUGGAUUAUUACAAAAAACCUGGAAGAUUUUAUGAAAUCAUUGAAAAUGAAGCUAAACACCUCUUUGAUGUUGCCUUACCCAAGGGCAACUCACGCCACGCUCCGAGUAGUGGCGAUAUAUCUUCAGAUGGUAAAGGAUUCCUCAUCAUGUUCAAAAAGAAGGUAUUCUACUGGUAUGUUCACGCAGAAGAAGAUAUGGAAAAGGUCCUCACCGAUUCCAAACAGUCCAUGCAACUCCCUUAUUGGAUAGAACUAUCGGGCGAAUCAGUUGCAUGGAGUCUUGAUGGGGCAUCCUACUUUACAGUCUCUGCAGGCUGUAACGAACCACUAUUUCGAUAUGAGAGACUUGAUCAUGCCACAACCGCAGAUUAUGAUGACGAUGAAUAUGGCGCUGAGAAGACUGCGAUUCAUCGUUUAGGUUUUCUUUUCUUUGGGUAGGCAUAAUAAUAUGUACCUCAGAAUUUUGCAAUGAUCAUCUUUAUCUUUAAACAUCAUACCUGAGGUGACUUCUUACCAUUGGUUCAGAGAUACAGUGAUCCUGCAGAUAUUAUAUUGUGUAAUAAAGACUUGCCCGUCAAUGUUAUACACAAUAAUAUAU
Molecule: messenger RNA, 1333 nt
Organism: Haliotis rufescens (red abalone)
Lineage: Eukaryota; Metazoa; Mollusca; Gastropoda; Lepetellida; Haliotidae
Exons: 3
Coding region: 1-1173 (390 amino acids)
Source: RefSeq, a predicted model, not a curated record